GUUAUUUUGUAAGAGCAAGGGCAAAUGGGAUGAAGUACCAUAUGUAGAAUUGUUUUUUAUUUUAAGAGGGGAUGAGGAAUGGAAAAAGGCGUGUGGCAUAAUGGUUGUUAGCACAAAAUCGGAUGAGCAACAUGAGGGAUGUGUGACUGAGAAGAAAUGUACGAAAUCUCUGGCAGCGGAAAAUGUCUUUCUUUUGCUUUUCAGAAGUCAUAAGAGUUUGGGACACUGUGUCUGAGUACAUGCUGCAGCAGAUUGCACUGAACAAGGUGGGGGUUUCCUCCUCUUCCUCCUGGUACCUGGAUGCUCGCAGUAGCCCAGUCAGGUGCCUCCUCUGACACCGAGGCCUCCUGAGAUGUCUCCAGGAAAGCCUGAUGAACAAGGCAGAGGGUGUCUUUCUGAGAAAAUCUUCAUUAAUCAAGGGAGGUUUUGGCCCAAGAUAUCUAAUCAAUUUGAAAUGGACUUUGUGGAAGGGUGUAUAUAAGCCAGCAGACAGUGUGGCACUGCAAAUUGUGGGGAAGUCCCUGCUGAAGGGUAGGACCCCAAGUCAACCACCGCCGCCAGGAGGAGCGCAUGCACAAGGGAAGUCCACCUGCGCCCAAAGCCGACCGCGCCUCAGACACUGCUCUAUGGACACGUGUGGCCUGCCAGGUGGAGUUUGUCAUACCUCCCCAGGACUGAGGUGGAGCAAAGGCAGGGUCUCAAGGAGGAAGCAGGUGUAUGUGCCUGUGAAGAUCUCUGUGCAGCUCCACACUGCCCUGCUAGCCAUCCAGCAGGUUGGGAAGAGCAGAAGGAAGGGCUGGAAGCCAGAGCACCUCUGGUUCCUUGGAUGCAUCUCUUCGAGCAGAGGUGGUGUUGUGCCCUCCUGCACUGCCUUCUUCUCCCCAGCCAGCAGCAGGGGACAGGAUGCACCUCCUGAACUGUGUGAGAAGGUGCCAGGAGCUGCUUCUGCCUGGAGGAGUCAAGAGUCCCAUCAGCCUCUGCAGAACUGAAGAAAAUGUGGCACAUCAGAGCCUAGGCAGGACUCCUCUAAGUGGUAGCGACCAGCCUGUACUUGAAAUGGAUCUGCUGGAAAUAAAAAUGCUACUGCAAACCUCAGGCGGAGUGGACAGCCAGAGUCUGGCUGUGGUGGCGGGAUAGGAUAACCUGGGCAGAGGUUCCUGAAGCCAUUUCUGAGGCCUUUGAGUACUAUGAUUUCUGUGAGGGCGGUGAGAGAAGACACAGUCAUUGCGUUCGGUCCCCCAUAACGGCAGUGGGACAAGGAGCCAGCAGAGGCUGUCCCUGGCAGCAGGGGGCAGAGCCUGGGAUGGUGAAAAUGCACUGCCUUGCAGAGUGCCAGCCAGCUAUGUCCCCCUCCCUUCUCUGCAUCACUGACAGGAUAAGGGGUCCUCGUGUCCAGCUUGGAUACCGGCAUCCAAAGUGACAGGCCCCGAUCAGCAGGGCUGAAACAAAAUCAGUGCCCCAUGGAUGAUCCGUAUCACGUUGCUCUGUGCACUCUAUAACUGUAACUUCUUGCAUUGCUGUGAUCAGUAGAAUUGUGCUGUGCUGCUGUGACUGUACCUUCUCCAGCACACGCAGGAUGUGUGUGCACCGCCGGGGGGUGAUGGGCACGGUGAGACCCCUCUCUGCCUCUCGGGAGCUGCUGUGCCCUUCGGAGGGGCUGUGGCUGUGGUUGGAUGGCCAGAGCUUUGCAGCCCCAUUUGAUGGGCAGUGCCAUGGGGCCAGCCCAGACUGGGCUGCUUGAUUGCUCUGGGCUGUUGGAGAGGACAGGAGGUGGGGAGAGGCUGGGCUGGAAAGAGCCCAGGAGAGGAAAACACCGGUGUGGAGCUGAGCUGUGAGCGUGCAGGGUGAGGGCACCCAGCAGGUGCUCACGGUGCAGAGCCAGGUGUGAUGGUGAAGGAAGGAAGGACCAACGGGGCGAAAGAGAUGGACCCGGUCUGUGCUAUGUUCCCUGGAGACUGUGAGAAAUCUGCCCCAGGGAGAUCAUCCCAGAUGAGUCCCACACCCCAGCCAUUUCCAUAUCUGGCUGAACAUCCCAAGCCUGAAGAGGGACUUUUACUGCAUGGUCACCUCUGUCCUCCUCCUUUGCUCACUGAUACCCAACUCCACCACCAUUAUCAAUAAAAAGGGAACCCGUUUCCUACUGAUGUUUCCUGCGCACCAGUCCCACAGCUCUUGCCACCGCUGGUCUCCUGGCCAAGCCCGUUCUCACAGAGCUCCGAACACAUCAGAGGCUCAUGGUCUUGGCUCAUCAAACACUGAGAAAGUCCAUGGAUUGGCCCCUCAGACACCCAAUCACAGAAACAUUAAGGCUGGAAAAGCCUCUGGGUUUCCCCAACCCAGCCCCGUGCACGGAACAUCCCAAAGUGUCAACUACGCUCGGUCUGGAACCCCCAGGGGUGGAGAAUCCCCCACUGCCCUGGAGCCUCUGCCAGGGCUUCACUGCUCUCACACAAAGGCAUUUUCCCUCAUGUCCAACCCAAACCUCCCGUGGUGCAGCUCAAGGCCGUUUCCUCUCGUCCAUUGACACCGAAAAUGCCACAAAUCCAGGUCUGAGACUUGUGUUGGAGGUUUAGAAAGCGAGCAUGCUUGGCCAGGGCUGGGCACAACAGGUGAUCUCCAGUGAUCUCCAUCAAUCACGGGCAGCGAGGCAAAGGCUGGGACAGAAUCUAUAUCCCACUUCCAUGGCUAUGGAUCAAUUUUCCCAGAAAUCUUAUGCCUGUUCUGUUACUUUCCAAGGUCUGAUUUUAAUGUUGUCAUGAACUUCACAACACAAUUUCUGCUAUGUCCAUCAGAACAGGGAGAGAAAGCCUUUCUCGGAGGUGAUGUGUGGGUCAGAAAAAUGCCCACCCUGUGGCUGCGUUUGCCCCAAAUAUUCAGUCUGCAGAGGUUCCCUGAGGCAGAAGAGCCUUCAACAGUGCAACACAACUGAUGGGGGUUGCCCUGCUGAAGAGCACAACCCCAGCGUGCGCUGGUCCCCAGUGUGUCUAUUUUUGGAAAAUCGUUGAAGAGGAGACACCUAUGAGAAGCCAAUCUGAUACUGAUUUGUAAAGAAGAAAUACAGGUAGUUAGGAUCAGUUAAAUCCAAGUUUUAUUCCAUUAAGUAAUGGAACACAUAUAAAGAAAUUAUAACUCUCUUGUGAAUAGCAGGAUUGCAAACAGAAUACGUUUAUAACGAAUGUGAGUUAAACCUCAGGGAACUCGGGAAGGUUGAUUUUUUCUUUUCACAAAGUUACUCAAUAAAAUGAUAAAAUCAAUGUGAUGUGAUGUGUAAAGCUUGAAAACAGUCCUGAGGAGCAUUUCAGAACAGGUGAAAAAUUUUUGCGAUACUUUAAGCUAACUACUGCAUUUGCUGUAGGGAAACAACCCUCGAUUACUGGGAGAGUAGAUUACAUGACUCAAUUGCAGAUGUUCUAGGAAAGAAAAUAUUAUGUAUUAAGGAAUUAACUGAACUUCCUUUGCAAUCAAAGGGAAAACUCCAGAUGGACAGACUCAAAUAAUCAUUUCUCGGUCUUCUGGCGAAACACUCUUUAAGUAAUAUAUACUCCAUUUUAAAAUAGAUUUGAAAAUUUGAGAAUUGUGUUUUCAUUUCAAUUAAAAAGUAAAAAUAGCUGCAGUAGUUUUUAUUGGUAUGCAUUGUGUUGUGUCCAAACACUGGGAAUGAGAUUUCAGGGACAGCAUUAAGAGGAACUUCCAAAAACUGACUUCAAGUAAUUUGCUCCUAUGCGAGUAAGAACCAAUUAAAGAGGAUUAACUGUUUUUUCUCCAGUUCAGAGCCACAAUCUAUUCCUUCCCUCAAUAAGUAGUUAACCCAGCCUUCAUCAGAAAAACAGAAAACCGGGGGUCACGGUGCCAGGAAGUUCCCUCGAUGGGCCUAAAGGGAGUG
Molecule: messenger RNA, 3883 nt
Organism: Cuculus canorus (common cuckoo)
Lineage: Eukaryota; Metazoa; Chordata; Aves; Cuculiformes; Cuculidae
Exons: 4
Coding region: 372-989 (205 amino acids)
Source: RefSeq, a predicted model, not a curated record